UUGCUGCAAUAAGUCUGCAGCAAACUAGUAUCCUGUUAAAUCAUUGACUGCAUUCUUCGCUGAGUGGCUAGGCCCUGCUGCAAUCUCACUGGCUCGUGCGUUGACCAACCAAUUUCUCAAGCUCGUCUCAAUCACCCAGGAUGGAGACAGCUGAAGGUUCCGGGGACAACAGUCUAAGUGAGUCGUUCCUGGCAGGCAGCAAUCAGUAUCAGGUGGAAGGAGGUGAUGGUGAUGAGGUGAUAGCAUCAGGGGAAGGGGACGAAGAAGCCAAGACAGAUGAGCCACUCAGAGAACAGGAUCGAUUUUUACCCAUUGCAAAUGUUGCAAGAAUUAUGAAGAAAUCAAUACCAGCCAAUGGAAAGAUUGCAAAAGAUGCCAAGGAGUGCGUUCAGGAGUGUGUAUCAGAGUUCAUCAGCUUCAUCACCAGCGAAGCAAGUGAGCGAUGUCACCAAGAGAAGCGGAAGACCAUCAACGGAGAAGACAUAUUGUUUGCCAUGUCAACUCUAGGGUUUGACAACUAUGUUGAACCUCUUAAGGCAUAUCUACAAAAAUACAGAGAAUCAUCGAAGGGAGACAAAGUACUCACUGUGAAUGCUGCUCAAGAUGCUAGCAUGGAAGAAAUGGUUGGAGAAGAAUUUAGUCAGUCUGUGACGAAUAUGCUGACUACAGACGGUGUACAUUCAGGAGUCAUUCUUGCUCAGUAUCCCAACACAAUGAACUUUUCCUAGAAGAAUCAAUCUGCCAUCAAUCUAGUGGUUCACCUGAGACAAACAGCCUCAUAGCCAGCAACGUGAAAUCAGUCAUCAGUGUUGUGGGUGGACAUCCUGGCACAUGCACCUAGACCUGCUCUGAUAACAUAGUCAACAUAGUCAACAUUGGACUGUGUCCUGUAACCCCAAACACACUGCCUCAUUGGUCAUCUGGUGAACGAGAUCACGGAAUUGUGAUCCAAUUUUUUAACAUGGUCACCUUGGCAGCCAUAUGGACGCCAUACGAUAGAGGACAGUUAUCUCUGUUCUGAAGUCUGACAGACAACCAUGUCAACAAGAUGAACAGAUACAGACCCAAUUUGGGAAAGAAGAGCUAUUUGUAGUACAGUCAUAUUUUUAAUCACAGACAUAAAUGUUUGCACAAGGUGGUCUUCUUAUAUCAUAAUUACAUUCAUGUCUGUAUUAGCGUGUUACUUUGCCACAAUCUCAACACACUGUCCAUGUAGAGUUUUGUCAUAUUUGAAUAAUGAAUUGAUAUUUCAUUACAUGACAUUCUGUAGAUAUGGUGGUGAAAGUGAUGGAAUAUGGGGCACCAAUGCUUGGCUUUACAAAUAUCUUGGUCUUCUCUACAACCCAACUCUUGUCUGAUGUAAUACAGUGUCAUUUAUAAGGGUACACUCUUGUGACGUGUUACAUGAUAAGUCAAUGUCAGAAUACCGGUAGGUCCCUGGUACCACAUGCUUGUCACCAGACUUAGCUAAAGAGGCUGUUAUCAGUGGCUAAACCAUGUGGCAUCAUACCAGGUUGACAUACCAUUCGUUUCCAGCCACUGGUUGGUCUGGUCCGUACUUAAUUAUGUAGAGUGGCAGUAUUUAGAUGGAACAUCAGGUCUGUGGACAUAAACCAUCACUCAACCGGUGUUCAUUGAAGCAGAUGUAUAAACAAAUAUACAGAUUAAGGAUAUUUGCAGUUUGCUUUGCCAGAGUCUUACAAGAUUAAAACGGUAACUUAGCCUUAUGUUCAGCAAUAGAUAGUUUGGGAUCUAGCUUUCGAUGUCAAACAAUUGUAGGAAUUAUUUGUGCUUCGAUUCAUGUUCCCAAACUGAAGAUUUCUGCACAUUUCUAUUCAGUGUUUAGGUACACGUGUUGUAAUUGAAUAUAUGCAUAAGGGGUUUAAGUAGGAUGAAAUUGGCAAUAUCAUGAUAGCACCGACAAUGAUCGAACCUGGAUAUUACCAAAACUAUUCUCAAUUUGUACCAGCUAUACACCAGACCUGGGAUUUUAUCCGUGAUUGUCUUGAAAAUGUCCAACGUUUUAUUUUGUUUGUAUAAUCGUACCAUUUUUAUUGACUGUAUAAUACGUCAAACUAAAUCCCCUUUAUCACUAUAUAUAUUAUGUCACCCUAGUUUGCCGGAGAAAUGAUUUCGUUUGGUGCUGCUGUACAUCAGUUUUCAACUUGUAAGGUAGACAUCAUGUAGUGUUUAGAUUACCCAGUGUUCCCUUACGUAAGAAUGACAGUUUUCUCCGAUUUCAUGUUUUCUACUGUUUCUUUUAAAAUUAUUUUUAGUGUAGACAGAAGUUUUUACAACAGUUCUCUCCAUACUGCCCAAAACAUCAUUUUUAUUAAAAAGGCAGUUUUAGAAAAUCUGAAGAAUCAUGAAUAGCUUUCAGAGUUCCAAAAGAUUAAAUCCUUUAGAAUGAUGUCUGUAGGUGGGGAAAAAGAGACUUGUCAGAUCGUUCUUUUCUUUGAAAGCCUGAAUUGACUUGUGCUAUAUGGGUAAAUUUGAUUAUUGUUUGGGUGAAAAUAGAGGAAGCACUCAGUAAUGUCUCAAACAUUUAUACAAACUCAUCGGUCAUUGCAUUAUAUUUGUGUCAUUACAUUUUAUUUGUGUGCUUUUUCAGUGCUGGUAUACUUAGUGUUAAUAGUGGAGUAUUUUUCAUAUGUUCCCAGCAAUAAUUGGGUACUGUUAGUAUAUGAACAUGCUUCAAACAAACAUCUACAUGAUCAUAAUUUUUCCUAGUGUCCACGCCAUUUGAACAAACUUGCAUCUGAAGUGGUCUUCCUGUUGAUAAACUCAUCCUUCAGCUUGACAUUUGUGUCUGAAACAGUUGUUUUCACAAAUAUAUUUAUCAUGUACAUAUAGAUAUGCCAUUACAUAUUUUGUGUUCACAUAAUUGUCUCAUUUUGUCACCUUUUCUAAGAGUUAUAAAGCUAGUGUUAGCAGUUUGAUUGGUUGUAAACAUACCCACUGCAAUGAGACGGAAUGCUACAUUUCUCAACAGACCAUCGUUUCAGUAGCCAUAAUGGACAUUUCAGAAAUGUGAAUAUUAUCAUUGUCAUUAUCACUUUUAUCUCAUAGACAAAGUAUCAGUAUUUUAACUUGUGUGUUUCCAGUGGCAGACUAGUUGUGUAACCUCCCCCCAUAUCUUGCCAUGACCUGGCUCUCCUGGGUUGACUGCAGCCCUUGCAGAAUCUCAUCCAGGAAAUACUUCAAGUUGUAGCAAUAUUGUAUGUGGUUUUAUGCAUUCUGUGUGAGGUUUGUAUUUUGAGGAGGGGAGGGUUUAUGAGGAAGUAGAUUGUCCUGUGUUAGGUUUUCUACCACUUUGCAGUAACAACCCCAAGAGGACAUUUCCCCCACCCCAUCCUCCCCCUCAAAUAUUAUGCGGCAUAGUGUGAGACAAUCUCACUUAAAGUUAACUCAUCCUGACAAUUGCCAUCUUGACUGUAGAAGAGACACCACAUUGUCCUGUGUUCAAGAUUCUGAUGAUCUCUUGUCUUCCAAACCAUGACGGUUGGGGAUCCAUCAAGGCUUUUGAGAAAUUCUUAGCAUAAUUUUACAAAUUGAAAUCAGUAUGGGAUCUCACAAAUCUUAGCAUUAGUGAGAAAAGUCUGUCUCCAUAUAGGGCAGGCCCUCAAAACACUCUUUGUUUUCGAUUGUAGAAGUUACCGACAGUGUACAUAUACGUCCCUGCUGUGGAGAAUUAUCUAGACUACUGUAUGUGUAAUUCCACAAAACAGGAAUACUUUUAUGAACGACUUCAAGAUCUAACAUGAAAUUAAAGACUUUAUAAGGUCAUAUGUGGAGCCUUGAAGGGUCAGAUGACCACAGGCUUCAAAACACUUGCUUCUUCCUACAUCGGCAUCAGGUAGAAAAGAAUUGAGUUUCAGGCAGAUUUUUAUAAUCAUCCACUCAUCUGUGGGUCUGAUUUCAAUAACAGUUUGCCAAAUUGCUUAGGAAGCUUUUCACUAAUUAUCAGGUUAAAAAAUUGGUUAUUUUUCCAGUUAUGUAUCUAAAUGAAUAAAUAGUGCCUUUGUUUUCCUUCUCUAAAAAUCUGUAUUGUUUGUAAGUAUAGUGAAGUAUUGUGAUUGCUGACAGUCACUGCCACUUUAAUAAUGAAAAUAAAUCCUAAUAAACUUUGACUCUGAGCUUGGUGACAGUCUGGUCAUAUUUAUGGAUUAAUCUGACAUAUGUCUUGUAAAACAUAUCUUUUGUUUGGAUGUUAUCUCAUAAACCAAAGUCUUCUGACACAUGUCAGAUAAAAAUAAAUCAUUGUAAAUAAAAUUUACAUCCUUAUA
This is a messenger RNA of Haliotis rubra (blacklip abalone), 4286 nucleotides long. Its product is annotated as nuclear transcription factor Y subunit beta-like. Gene Ontology annotation, molecular function: DNA-binding transcription activator activity, RNA polymerase II-specific; RNA polymerase II cis-regulatory region sequence-specific DNA binding; protein heterodimerization activity. Gene Ontology annotation, cellular component: nucleus; CCAAT-binding factor complex. Gene Ontology annotation, biological process: regulation of transcription by RNA polymerase II. The transcript is spliced from 9 exons. The coding region runs from base 141 to 728 and encodes 195 amino acids. The record is from RefSeq and is a predicted model, not a curated record. NCBI's taxonomy places the organism in Eukaryota, Metazoa, Mollusca, Gastropoda, Lepetellida, Haliotidae.